Molecule: messenger RNA, 1326 nt
Organism: Metarhizium robertsii ARSEF 23
Lineage: Eukaryota; Fungi; Ascomycota; Sordariomycetes; Hypocreales; Clavicipitaceae
Product: cation efflux family protein
Exons: 6
Coding region: 1-1326 (441 amino acids)
Biological process (GO): transmembrane transport; monoatomic cation transport
Cellular component (GO): membrane
Molecular function (GO): monoatomic cation transmembrane transporter activity
Source: RefSeq, a predicted model, not a curated record
AUGUCUAAUCCCUCGUCAGCUACUCCCGCCGCUAAGCCUGGUGAAGCUCAUGAUGUCCCUCAUCAACCUAGCGACGAGCCCACCACCAAUCCUCCCGGCGAAAAAGCGGCUCCAACACCCGAUCCCGAUCCCCCAGCCAUACAAAAUGAUGACAAUGUCGUCUCCGGCGGGGAGACUAUAGAGCCUGUCCCGGUUCUGAUUGCUUCGGAAACCUUUAGAUCGGCUAAAUUGGAAGAUAUUGACAAAGAAGUGGCUUCCCGCUACACCAAAAAAAACAGGAAAAAGAUUAAGAGUUUUUAUUCCAACCAAAAUGAACUGAUAGACCAGUACCUUGGUGUGGGAGAUGAAGAGCAACUCGCUGCCGAGGAAGAAAGGCGCAUGCGACCCAAGAUUAGGUUUGCAGUAUAUGCCUCGUUUUUUGUUAACCUCUGUCUCUUCAUCAUCCAAUUAUAUGCCGCGAUAUCGACAGGCUCGCUCUCUCUCUUUGCCACAGCGGCGGAUGCCUUCAUGGACCUUGUGUCGUCUUGCGUCAUGCUCAUCACAUCGAAACUUGCGCGGCGGCCGAGCAUUUACAAAUUCCCUGUUGGUCGAACCAGAAUCGAGCCAAUUGGCAUUAUUGUCUUCUGCGCUCUCAUGGCUACGGUGGCCAUUCAACUGCUGGUACGGCACGCAGAGUUGUUUCCCCUUCUUCUUUGCAUCAUUCCGAUGGCUAAAUCGUCGGCAAGAUUGAAUCUGCUCGGAGCCUCGCGGGCGGCCACCGCGACGCCAGCCCGUUACAGGUUACGCUUCCCAUCUGUCCAUGUCUUCUUCAUCGAUCACCGCAACGACAUUGUUGUCAAUAUUUUUGGCCUUGUCAUGUCCAUCGUUGGCGACCGUUUUGUGUGGUACCUCGAUCCGAUUGGCGCCAUUUGUAUUGCCAUCUUGAUCUUAUUCUCGUGGGCAUACAAUGCCUUUGAGCAAAUCUGGCUGCUGGCCGGCAAAGGCGCGCCCAAAGAAUACAUAUCGCGACUGAUUUAUGUGGCGCUGACGCACAGUGGUCACAUUCUCAAGGUCGACACAUGUCGAGCCUACCAUGCCGGUCAAAAGUACUACGUCGAGGUGGAUAUCAUUAUGAGUCAAGACAUGCCGCUGAAAAUAUCCCAUGAUGUUAGUCAGUCUUUGCAGCGAAAGCUCGAAGGGCUGGCUGAUGUUGAAAGAGCGUUUGUGCAUGUGGACUAUGAGCAUGACCACAGCGUCCACGAGGAACAUAAGCCUCUGUAUGAAGAUGCUCAGUUGAAAACCCUGAGAGAGUACUUUUGCUCGUUUAUACGAAAGAGGAGGGGAUGA